Molecule: messenger RNA, 4702 nt
Organism: Oncorhynchus kisutch (coho salmon)
Lineage: Eukaryota; Metazoa; Chordata; Actinopteri; Salmoniformes; Salmonidae
Product: GTP-binding protein REM 2-like
Exons: 5
Coding region: 533-1438 (301 amino acids)
Cellular component (GO): plasma membrane
Molecular function (GO): calcium channel regulator activity; GTP binding; GTPase activity
Source: RefSeq, a predicted model, not a curated record
AGGUUGUGCUUGCUUUUUUAUUGCAUGAGUAAUGCUGGCAGUGACAGCCAAGACUUUAGUCAAGGACGCGGCCCUGGUGCAUAUUUAUUAUAGUAAAAUAGAGAAAGAGGAGAGAGAGAGAGAGCAACUCAGGUACACACUGGAGCGCAUUCUUGGGCGUGGGACAAGAGGAGGGGAUGAGGAGGGGGCGUGCUAAAGGUUUUUUUUUUGGUGCACGAGAAAAGCCGCUUAUUCAUAACACUCCCAGAAGCAGGUGUAGGGCAGGCCACCUAGGCACAUGCGUUGCAUUGUUCUUAAAUUAAAAUCUACACAUCGAGACCAAGGGGCUUCCGGAGGAAUUAAUUGCACCGGAAAAUGGUUUCGCAAUGUUAAUUGACAUUAGAUGCGCUUCUUUUGUUCGCCCGCAUCUAUACUUCCCGGUUGUGACUGUCGAGACGCACUAGUUAGGUGCGAUCGCAAAUGACUUGACAUAGAUAGCGGUGGUCGCAGGUAAACACUUUCUUUCUGAAAAAUAGAGGAACAAUUGAACACGAUGACUGACCAGUACAGUAUGUUUCUCACCGCCGCUCCCCCUCUGAGAAGAGGAAGCACACCUCUACCAAUCAAGCACCAGCUGAGGCGGGAGGAGGCCGUAUCAGAGGACCAUGACUGGAUACCAGGGAUUGACGAGCCGGCCACGCUGCCAAUCAGUGACGCCCUUUGCCGGGAUGAAUCAUUUAGUCAGGCGUCGGAGGGGUGUCACGGGAGUGCCAUAAGGAUCGUACUACUCGGGCAGAAUGGGGUUGGGAAAUCGGCACUCUCUCUGGCCCUGGCUGGACUGUCAGACAGCUCACUGUCUGUGGACUCUGAAACAGCCUGUGGAGAAUGCUACGAGCGCACGGUGUCAGUUGACGAUGAGCAGAGUUCAGUCAUCAUUUAUGACAACUGGAAACAGGACCUGUCCACGCUGCAGUGUGAGGUGGUUGUCCUGGUGUUCUCUGUGACAGACAGAAGAAGUUUCCACCGCACCGCUCAGCUCCGCCUCAUCCUCAGGGAGUCGCUGCCCCACACUCCCAUCAUCCUUGUGGGCAACAAGAGUGACCUCGUCCGCUCUCGGGAGAUCAGCACAGAGGAGGCCCACUCCAGUGCCAUGAUGUAUGAAUGCCAGUAUCUGGAGCUGUCUGCCUCCCUGGACCACGGCACCACCGAGCUGCUGGAGGGAGCGGUGAGGGCUGCCAGGGGUGACUGCGUGGGGCCGGGCUGGACGGAGGGGGACCCUGGGGCGGGGCGCAGGGAGAGCCUUACCAGCAAGGCCAAGCGCUUCCUGGCUGGCCUGGUGCCGCGGUCCUACGGCCGAGGAGACCGGGACAGGGGUCAGUACAGGGAGAUGAGCAGACACCGGGGCAGCAAGAUCCUCCGACAGAAAUCGCGCUCCUGCCAUGAUCUCAGUGCAAUGUGACACAUCAGACAGACCGAGAGAGGAGGUGAGGUGUGUGAAAAGGGGAGGGGAAAAAAUUGAGGAAAACAGAGGAUGGGAGAUGAGUUAUGGAGGGGAAAACUGGGACGGGGGAUGGUGAGAAGUGUAGCAUUGGAGAGGGAGGGGCCGUUAGAAAUGAAGCUGUACCUUAGGGAACUAGAGUGCGAGAGCGAGAGGUGAAGUCAUUAGAAUAGCAGGAUGAGAUGAAUACUAGUAGACUCAUUAUGCAAUGUAGAGGGGGGAAAAAAGUCACAUUGGAGAAAGAAUCAAGUAAGAAAAAGGGGAUUGGAAAAUUAUUGUGCAAGAUGGAAAAUAAUGAGUGUCAAAUACACACACACACACACACACACGAGGCACGCACUGUCUAAUUACGUAGAGACUGAUAGAGAUCUAACGUAGACCUAGGGCUGUAUUCAAUCUGGAUCGCCGGAACGUUCCAGAUUGCGCGCUAGUUAAUGUAUUGGUCGUUUCCAAUUAAGCCGACAUAUGCAGCGUGGACCGUGAAUACGCGAUACGGAUUGAAUAGAGGCCCUUAUAUAGUCCCUGUUUUUAAAAGCAUGAUGUUACACUGUGAGUAGAGUUGCAGAGAGAGGCUCAUAUUAUUAUUAUUAUUAUAAUGUCUUGUAUUCCCUUAUUGGCCGGUAGCUACAGUAUACAACCCCCCUCCCCUGCGAUCGCCAAUGCAAGGCCCUUUAUAAAAGCCUCAUCCGUGCACUUUUUAUACUGUGGGUUUUCAUGUCGAUUUUCAUGUCGCUGCAUAAUCCCUUUAAAUCAGGUAUAGAUUUGGGAUGUAUUUUCUUUUUCUACCGCGACCCCACAGAGACGAGAACUUGGUUGGAGCGGGUAUUAUUACAGUAGCUAUUCUGAAAGUAUAGUAGAUGUAGACUCAGGUUUUGCGGUUAUAUGAAAUCUGGCCACCUAUUCACCUUUACACUGACUCCAUGGUAAACAUCCCUGCACUCAGUUAUGAUCCUAAUAUAUAUGCAGCUACUGCAGAGCCUAGCGAUAAGUAAAUGGCUCUAAAUGAAAAGAAGCAAUAGUUGUAACUAGGGCCCAGAGUUUUUCCUGUUCACAUGACUUGAAGACCUAAUCAGGGAAAACUCUGGCCCCUAUGUGUAGACACAAACUGGCAGAACCCACUCAACUAACUACUGGCUGAGUCAGAGCACGUUGGGUUGCUACAGGAAGAUCGACGAAGAUGAGGGUUGAGGAGACGACAAGAGAGACUCAACUACCUGUGGCUGUUUCAUGUUAGUUUUUUUGUGUUUUUUUUACCUGUUGAAAUUGUAUACACACACUACAUACAUACAUAUAGGACAUUUGCAUAUACGGAUAACUACCAAAAUAAAGGAAACACCAAGAUAAUAGUGUCUUAAUAGGGCAUUGGGCCACCACGAGCCGCCAGAACAGCGUAAAUGCGCCUUGACAUAGACUCUACAAGUGUCUGGAACUCUACUGGAGGGAUGUGACACCCUUCGUCUACGAGAAAUUCCAUAAUUUGGUGUUUUGUUGAUGGUGGUGGAAAAUGCUGUAUCACUGAGCUCUUCUAGCCAUGGGCGCCAAAAUAAUGAUCAUGUAUAAAAAUGUGCAUUUUUAUACUAGCCCAAUGUUGUAGUCGAGUCCCUAUGGCUGAAUUCGAGUCCAAGUCACCAAUAGUCGAGUUACGUCCAAUUUGUAAUAGGUCUUAUUAUGCAAUUGUUUCUGGUCACCACCAGAUGGCAGUAUAUUGUCACUCCCUCAUGUGGAAACCCAACUAAUUUACUAUUCAUCACUACCUCACAAGUUCUACUCAAUACCUGUGUUUCACUACUUAUUUACUACAUAAAUGAAUGGUAAGUCAGGCUCUCAACUACUUGUUUGUUAUCGACCCACUGACAUUUGUGUAGUUUUAAUUUAUUUAUUGCAGAGUGAAAACUAAAGGGAGACUGGCUAUGGGAUGCAGGGGGGAAAUUGAGAGGGUAUAGCAAGAUGACAAAUUCAAAGACCGCCUACUUUUCUAUAGUCUAGGAGAGAGACAAAUAGCUAGACUGUUGUUUUACUGUUAAACUCAAUACUAUUGUUUUCAAUUUGGUAAAGCAGAUAAAGCUAAAUAGUAGGCUGGUGGUUACAGGGAAGCAAGAGACACUUGCGCGAUGUGUAGCCUAUGAUCGGAGCCGGAGUGGAUCCUGACUGCCCACAAACAUCGCUUGCUCCCCCGCAGCUCACAAGCUGAUGUAGGCUGCAUGUGCCAGGUGUGGCAUGUCCUUCCCACUGCUAGAGAGCAGAGUCCUCGCUGCUCUGCACACCUAGUGCCACUUAUAUUCUGCGUCUCAUAGUAGCCUAUCCAGUCCAAGUGUAACGUUACAAGAAGGCGAGUCCGAGUCAACAAUGGCAUCCUGGUCUCAGAUCAUUUUGUAUUAUUCUAUAUGUAAAUCCGAGACUCCCCAUUUAGUGUGAUAUGUUAUGUUUCGUAUGGUAUGUAUUCAUUUUUGGAUGCUCAUCCAAUUCAUAUGAUAUGUUAUGAAUUCCAAUUUGUUGUGGCUAAUGUUAGGUUAAAGGGUUAAGGUUAUGGGAAGGGUUAGUUAACAUGCAAAGUAGCAAGUAGUUAAAGUUGCUAAAAUGCUAAAGUUGUCCAUGAUGAGAUUCGAACAAGUCUGAAUUUCCAGACUUUUGCAUUAUGCACCCACCCAUCCACCCCGACCAAUCACCAUCCUUUCAUUUUUGCCUUAAGUAACCUUCUGUCUUAUGUAACCAUACCUAACAUAUCAUACUAAUUUGAGUGUCUCAAAUUUACAUUUACUUUGUUACGUCUAGUCUUUGAAACCAGGCUGCCAAUGGUUGAGAAGUUGAGUCCGAGUUACCAGUGGUCGAGUCCAAGUUGAGUCACAAGUCAUGAAAACGGACUCGAGUACUACAACACUGACCCUAAGCAUGAUGGGGGAUAUUAAUUGCAUAAUUAACUCAGGAACCACACCUGUGUGGAAGCACCUGAUUUUAAUAUACUUUGUAUCCCUCAUUUGCGCAAGUGUUCCCUUUAUCUUGGCAGUUACCUGUACAUGAACUACCAUAGAACAGAGCGUUACUGUGGGGGCUGGCCACACAGGCAAGCACAACCAUAAGCGUUCUGGAAACGUUGCUUGGAUGUCUUGUCCGCGUGUGGCAACUACAUUGACAUACAUUAGCUACACAUGCUCACUCAUUUGUCACUGUCUAUUAUUACACACUUGUCUUUCGAAAGAUAAUAAAUUCAUUUUGUUUGACGUCCUU